Molecule: messenger RNA, 1651 nt
Organism: Peromyscus californicus insignis
Lineage: Eukaryota; Metazoa; Chordata; Mammalia; Rodentia; Cricetidae
Gene: Pip4p1
Product: phosphatidylinositol-4,5-bisphosphate 4-phosphatase 1
Exons: 7
Coding region: 84-938 (284 amino acids)
Biological process (GO): phosphatidylinositol dephosphorylation
Cellular component (GO): late endosome membrane; lysosomal membrane; plasma membrane
Molecular function (GO): phosphatidylinositol-4,5-bisphosphate 4-phosphatase activity
Source: RefSeq, a predicted model, not a curated record
CGCAGGCGCCGUGGGGACCCGGUAGCGGCGGCGGCGGCGGCGGCGGCGCUGCUAGCUGGUGGCUUGACUGAGCGGGAGGCGCCAUGGCGGCGGACGGAGAGCGCUCUCCGCUGCUGUCCGAGGCCGGCGAUGGCGGGGCUGGAGGCAACGGCUUAGCGGGCCCGGGCGGGAGCGCGACUGGGCCCGGUGGAGGCCUGACGCCCUCCGCACCUCCGUACGGAGCCGGUAAACAUGCCCCGCCCCAGGCGUUUCCCCCGUUCCCCGAGGGGCAUCCAGCCGUGUUGCCUGGAGAGGACCCACCCCCCUACUCACCCCUCACUAGCCCGGAUAGUGGGAGUGCCCCCAUGAUUACCUGUCGAGUCUGUCAGUCUCCGAUCAAUGUGGAAGGCAAGAUGCAUCAGCAUGUAGUCAAAUGUGGUGUCUGCAACGAAGCCACUCCCAUCAAGAAUGCACCCCCCGGAAAGAAGUAUGUUCGAUGUCCCUGUAAUUGUCUCCUUAUCUGCAAGGUGACUUCCCAGCGGAUUGCCUGCCCUCGGCCCUACUGCAAAAGAAUCAUCAACCUAGGGCCUGUGCAUCCAGGACCUCUGAGUCCAGAACCACAGCCAAUGGGUGUCAGGGUCAUCUGUGGACAUUGCAAGAAUACGUUUCUGGUGAGGAGGGAUAUUGGGAAACCCUGGAGGAGUGGACAGAAUUCACAGACCGAACUUUGGCACGGUGCCCUCACUGCAGGAAAGUGUCGUCUAUUGGGCGCAGAUAUCCUCGGAAGAGAUGUGUCUGCUGUUUCUUGCUUGGCUUACUCUUGGCAGUCACUGCCACUGGCCUUGCUUUUGGCACAUGGAAGCAUGCACAGCAAUAUGGAGGUAUCUACGCAGCCUGGGCAUUUGUCAUUUUGCUGGCUGUUCUGUGUUUGGGCCGGGCCCUUUAUUGGGGCUGUAUGAAGGUCAGCCAUCCUGUCCAGAACUUCUCCUGAGCCCCUUGAUCCAGUCUGUGCCUGGCGGCUGCCUGGCAGCAACAUUAACACUACAAAAGGCUCUCUGGACUUCUGCAAGGAAGCCAAGCAGCUGCCUCCCUUUCCCCUGGGGAGAGGUAGGAAGGAACCAGUCCCUUACUUAGGUUUGGAAGGGUAGGUAAGACCAUUGCUGGCUGUCUGCUUUCCUCCAAGGGUUGCUGUUUAGGGUAACUAGGCGAAACAUUGCCCCUAAGCCUGAAUCCUAAAGAUGGUUCUAGCCAUGUCCUUCCUCUCUGUGCUCCCUGAGAACCAUUCCUGACCCUUACACAUUCCAGGGCAGGGUGGGGGUGGGAAGUGUGUGUGGGGGGGUGCUGCCCUCCCUCUUGUGCACCAUUAGGACCUUGCUGCUGCUAUUGCACUUCACCAGGGGCUGGCUCUGGCCUCCUCCUCAGUCCCUUCUCCCCACACUUCUUGUCCUGUGGGGUGGGGUCAGCCACUGCUCUGUACAGAACUACAGGAACUGAUGUAGAUAGAACUAUUUAAUAUGGGAUGUGUUCCCCUAAUCCUGUAUUCCCCUGAAUUCCUCCUUCCGACCUUCCUUACUUCCAGUUGCAGUACUGAACUGGGCUGAGGUAGGGUCACUGUCUCGGGAGAGGUUAGGGAUUCAUCUGUGCUUGUAAAUAAAUAAUGUCAUGAAUCUAA